AUGGGUUUCUUGAUGAUAUUAUUUUUUAGCUUUUCUCAUCUUCUGUUCAGCCCAAAAACUGCAUGUGCAACCACUUUCAAUGUUAUGUCUUAUGGUGCAAAAGGAGAUGGGAAUACAGAUGACUCCAAGGCAUUUAUUCGAGCAUGGGCAGGUUUAUGUGGAGAUAAGUCGCCAGAUCCCACCUUGAUCAUUCCAUCAGGGAAGACAUUUUUAAUAAAACCGGUGGCAUUCAAUGGUCCAUGCAAAUCCCCCAGGCUUUUGGGAAAAAUCACUGCACCGAAGACUCUCAAAAGAUGGGCGGGUUGUGUGGGGAAAGACUUUUGGAUCAAUUUCUCAUGGGUGCAUGGACUGACUAUCGAUGGACCUGGGCAAAUUAAUGGCCAGGGAUCCAUCUGGUGGGGAAAGAAGGUGAAAACAGAAACUUGUAAUCACCCAUCGGCUUUACAUUUUAAUAAAUGUGAUGGCCUAAGGAUAAGAGGAACAACGCAUAUUAACAGCCCGAUGAUGCAUAUUAGCAUCUAUGAUUGUAAAGGUGUAGAUGUUGGACAUCUUCAAAUUCUUGCACCUGGAGACAGCCCCAAUACUGAUGGAAUCGACAUCAGUGCCUCAUCUCAUGUUAAUAUCCAUGACUCUACUAUUCAAACUGGUGAUGAUUGUGUGGCCAUUAAUGGUGGAACUUAUGACAUCAAUGUAACCAGGGUGUUCUGUGGACCUGGCCAUGGCAUAAGUAUUGGAAGCCUUGGGGAAAACCGUGGAUAUGACACAGUCGAACAAAUACAUGUAAGAAACUGUAACAUCACUGGAACAACAAAUGGAUUACGGAUCAAGACAGUGCCGUAUGGAACGGGGUAUGCUAGGCGGAUUCUAUUUCAGGAUAUUCAUCUUGUUAAUGUUGAAAAUCCUAUCAUAAUUGAUCAACAUUACUGUACUAAUUCUGAACAUGCGUUAUGCCCCGCACCGCCAAAUGCACUAGCUGUAAAAGUGAGCGAUGUGACAUAUACAAAUAUACAUGGGUCUUCAGCGACAAAGCAAGCAAUUACUUUCAAUUGCAGUGGGAAGUUUAAAUGUACAGGAAUCCGAACAAACAACGUAAGAAUCACUGGAGAUGGCGAUUUUGCUUACUGUGAAAACGCUCAAGGAAGAUUUGUAGCUACCACUCCAAGUGUUAGCUGUAUGUAA
Molecule: messenger RNA, 1179 nt
Organism: Lactuca virosa
Lineage: Eukaryota; Viridiplantae; Streptophyta; Magnoliopsida; Asterales; Asteraceae
Source: the annotation of a GenBank genome assembly